Messenger RNA from Pyrgilauda ruficollis (rufous-necked snowfinch), 2247 nucleotides. RefSeq names its product peroxisomal trans-2-enoyl-CoA reductase (gene PECR). The record is from RefSeq and is a predicted model, not a curated record. Gene Ontology annotation, cellular component: peroxisome. Gene Ontology annotation, biological process: phytol metabolic process. The coding region runs from base 11 to 919 and encodes 302 amino acids. Gene Ontology annotation, molecular function: trans-2-enoyl-CoA reductase (NADPH) activity. Lineage: Eukaryota; Metazoa; Chordata; Aves; Passeriformes; Passeridae. The transcript has 8 exons.
CAGGGGGAAGAUGGCGGCGGCGGGGCGCGGGCUGCUGGCGGUGGGGCUGCUCCGCGGGCGGGUCGCCAUUGUCACCGGUGGCGGCACCGGCAUCGGCAAGGCCAUCGCCGCCGACCUGCUGGCGCUAGGUUGCAGUGUUGUUAUUGCCUCUCGUAAAUUUGACCGAUUAAAAGCUGCUGCAGAAGAGCUGAAUAACAGAUUUGCCUCCAUGAGUCCUGCCCAGGUGACCCCCAUAGCGUGCAAUAUCCGCAAAGAAGAGGAGGUAGAAGCUUUGGUGAAGUCUACACUAAGUCUGCAUGGGAAGAUUGACUUCCUGGUGAAUAAUGGAGGGGGCCAGUUUGCAAGUCCUUCUGAAGCCAUCCGUGCAAAAGGCUGGAAUGCCGUGAUAGACACAAAUCUGACAGGGACCUUCUAUUGUUGCAAAGCAGUGUACAAUGCCUGGAUGCAGGAACAUGGAGGAGCCAUUGUCAACAUUACUGCUGCUGUGAGAAAUGGCUUUCCUGGGAUGUCGCACACAGGAGCUGCAAGAGCUGCAGUGGAUAACCUAACCAAGACUUUAGCUUUAGAAUGGGCUCACAGUGGAGUAAGAAUCAACAGUGUUGCUCCUGGACUGGUAUUUUCGGAAACUGCUGUUGCAAACUAUGGAGAACAAGGUGUAAUGAUGUGGUUAAAGAGCAUACCAAAGGUUCCUGCCAAGAGGUCAGCUGUUCCUGAGGAGAUCUCUCCGGCAGUAUGUUUCCUGCUGUCUCCAGCUGCAUCAUUCAUAACUGGGAUAACCAUGGUCGUGGAUGGUGGCCAGAGUUUGUAUGGCCAUGGCCUAGAAAUACCUGAUCAUGACAGAUGGCCAUCCCCACCAGAAGGAAAAAAUUCUGAAAUGCUGAAAAAGCUUGUUUCUGGCAAGUUCAAACCAAGGCUGUAAAAGAAAGUGAUUUUACCCUUGCUGAUAAUCUCACUUUGUGAUUUGACCUUAUCAUUCUCAGUAAUAAUUUAUUUUGCUCAUAUGUAUCUACAUUAAGUGCCUUGAUUUUGUUGGUUUAUAUUUAAAACUUUUGAAAGGCUUUACAUUGUACAUCCCUCCUCUGAAAACAGUCACCCUGAAAACAUUCAGUCUUUUGGGAAGGGAAAAGAUAGAAAAAACAGAUUAUCCAUUUACACGAGCAUUAAGUAAUGAAGAAUCCCAGCCAGAAGUGAAUAAAAAGAAUACUUAUUUUGCACUGAAGAUAGCCAAGAGGGAAUGUUUAGGAAUCCUUCUGUCCUUGAUGAAUUUACAGAGAAGGUAAUUUACAUCUUUUACUAUUAGUUGCAUCAGUAGCCCUUGGGUCAGUGUUAGCUCUACACUAUUUCUGUUCAGCCACAUACUGAGUGUUCAACAAUGGUUUUACCAACUAGAGUAAGUAUUUAUCUGAAAAUAAAUAAAAAUAAGAUGGAAUACUGUUGUUGAUGUUUCAAACUAAUGUGGCAUAUCAUCGUUUGAAUGUUUUGAAUUGUUUGCAGAUAUAAUGACAUAAAGGAGUUAAGCUGGCUGCAACUUAAAUUUGAUAACAGAAUAAGCAGAUAAUAGAUACAGUGAUAAUAAAUACAUUAUAGAUUUAACAUGAAAAAUCCGUGGUGUGUAUUGCAAUGCUUUCUGCAGUAUGCUGCACUAGUAAAGGAGAAAUUUGGAAUUCUUCAUUGCCAACUAAAACACCUUUUAUCCAUACUUGUUAUCUUACAAUGUUAACAGAAUUUUUUUCCUUACUGUCUUUAGGUGUGGUUUUUGCAAAUUAUGCAGAGAUGCCAUUUAAAAAAUUGAAGUUUUGUAAUACAUCACUUGAAGAGGUUAUAUUUUAAAAUUUUUUUAUUCACUUUAAGGCAAAUGUUCCUAUGUCUGCUCACUUUAAUGAAAAUAUAAAAAUAUGUAAUGACUGUGUUUGUUUGCUGUAAGAACUGAAAUUCCUGGAAUCAAGUUGCUGCUGUAGAAGGGAACUUUUAAUACUUCAUUUUUGACUGAAUGUAAGAGUUUGAUGGUUGUUUGUUCUCUGCAAUGAUGUUUGAUUUUUGUGUCUUUCAGUAAUAUAUGUGUUCUUAUAUAGGUACAUGUAGGUUGCUUUUUCGUUAAAAUGAAAUGAAUGCCAGUUUUGGGCGGGGGAGGAGGAGUUUGGGCCAUCAUGUGUGUUCUUUCUGCUUUAUCCUCUUUCCUUAGUAACUGGACAGUCAUUUAUGUGACACUGAGAAAUUGGUACAGAGAUAAAGCCAAUUUUUUUCAAA